CCAACGGUCAGAGAUAGUCCCUUCUCCACAUCUGCACCACAGCCCUGUCGUGCAUGAAGUAGCCAAUUUCCGGUCUUCAUAAUCAAGGCAACAUGGAAAACCGCCGAGGACGAGUAUCCAAGGCUUGCGACGCCUGUAGUCGUCGGAAAGUCCGGUGUAACGGACAGCAGCGGUGCCAGCAAUGCGAGCACCUGGAUUUGCUCUGCACAUACACUCCGAACCAGCUCGCUCGAUCGAGAAAACACGCCCAACGACGGGGCGAGGUCAUCUCGAAAUAUCGGAAUGGCGGUCAUAAAGUCGAACCGGAACCUGUGCAGCCCCUAAUCCAGGAUUCACCCUCCCCUGGACUGUCUCUCUCCAGUUCCUACUUUCUCAGUUUAGUACCGGAGUACCUGCUAUUCGUGUAUCCAUUCAACCCGAUCAUGACGGCCGACGAAGUCCAAGAGUCCAUCGAGAAGAUGGACACCGACGCCGAACACGCAGCUUUCGUCUACGCCUUCGCGGCGGGCACCAUCGACCUCACACAAUCCAGACAUCCCACACCAACAACAUCCAAGCAAAUCUCCGAACUUGUCCGCAAAUCCAUCGAAACCCAACAACCACUCCUCCCUGGCUUCCGCCCAUCCGUCCUCCGCGCCAUGACCAGCGUCUUCAUCCAAAUGUGCUUCAUGAGCCUCGGCCAGCACGAUCUCGGCUUCUUCUACCUCCGCGAAGCAAUCAGCAUGAUCCACAUCCUGCGCGUGGAAGACAAAGCCGUGCACGCAAGCCUGAAUCUCACAGAACGCUCCCGCCGCCAAAGACUCUAUUGGCUGUGUUUCAUCCACGAGCGAUUCAUGUCCAUCGUGCACUUCUCGCCUGCGACGCUGUCUUCCCACGCCGCGUUCCCCGAGAUAGACCCAUCUCUCCCGGUCGGCAUCUCGCAAGGCUGGACGCAAGUCAUCAAAACCUUUCUCCUGCUCGAACCCACAUUCAUCAGCCUAUGGAUCGGCGACCGCAGCCAUGUCACGGCGAGCUGGGUAGAGCACAAAUACCGCGAGUUGGACGACACGCUCUGGGAACUCGAAGUCUCCAUGUUAUCCGAAACACAGCAGGCCGAUCUCGUGAUCACGAGACAGUGGAUGCGAACCCUGUUAUGGCAAAUGGCUAUGUCCAACUGCCUGCUCUCAUCGCAUGCUUCCUGUCCAUCCCUCUCACUAGAACUACCCCUUCGACUAUCGAGUCAGUUACGGCAAUUCUUGACGAAGAUCUCGCAAAACACGAUCCGGGUGCAUGGUUCGUCGAUCCUGAGUAAGUUGUUAGAGAUCAUUAAUACGAUCGCGGAUGUGGUGAUUCAUUUGCCGCAGGCGACGUUGGAGGAGACGACGUGUCGGAUUGAGGAUAUUGUGUUUAUGAAGACGGUGGUGUUUUCGUUUCAUAAUUUGCAGCAGGUCUGUAGGGAUAUACUGUUGGAAAAGUUUCAGGUGAUUAGGGAUCGGUUUCCGGAGAUUGAGGUUGCGAAGGAGUUGGCGACGUAG
Messenger RNA from Aspergillus melleus, 1514 nucleotides. Its product is annotated as Zn(II)2Cys6 transcription factor. Gene Ontology annotation, biological process: DNA-templated transcription; regulation of DNA-templated transcription. The record is from RefSeq and is a predicted model, not a curated record. Bases 93 to 1514 code for a protein of 473 amino acids. NCBI's taxonomy places the organism in Eukaryota, Fungi, Ascomycota, Eurotiomycetes, Eurotiales, Aspergillaceae. The transcript has a single exon. Gene Ontology annotation, molecular function: DNA binding; zinc ion binding; DNA-binding transcription factor activity, RNA polymerase II-specific.